AAUUUCCGAUAAUAUUGAUUUUAUUAAUGCCAUGUGUGUAAGAAGGCAUUUCUUUGUUUAAGUAUAUCAACAUGAGGUCAAGGACUGCAUGUUCAAUGCAUGAUCAUCUAAUUACAUUAUCUGAUUGGUCAGUUCUUGAGAUCGGUAAUUAAUAUCAAAUUUCUACAUGUGCUCGGACAUGCGGUCAUUCGCCUUUGUUUUGGGAGAGAGAAAAGAUCGUUUUUGAAUUUUAUCUGAAAAACUGAAAAAGUACUGAAGAAAGGCAGUCAUCGAAGAAUCCACAGAUUAUAAGGUAAAAGCGAACCUUAACUAUUAUUCAAUAUAUUUUUGAUAGCUUAAUUUUUAAUUUAUUAAUUUUUAUAAUAGAUUAGUUGCUUUUGAACCAUGGUCCGGCGUGCCUUAAUUUUUGGUAAUUCUUUUAUUCGUCGUUUAGAAACAUUUACUCAUGAAAACUGUGAUCGAGGUUGGUUAAAUUUAGGUUUAGACGGAACCGAUAUCCAGGUGGAAUUUUUUGGUUUGGGGGAGGGACUCUUCGCCCCGGUAAUAAAUGUGUUCAAAAGCAACAUUAUAUGCAUAUAAUUGAAGAAUAUACGCCACAUUCGGUUUUUCUUCAGGUUGGAGGCAACGAUUUAUCGUCUGAAAAUGAGCCCGUAAAAUUAGCAAGAGAUAUCAGCGUUUUUGCCGAUUACAUAAUUAAUUGCUAUCAUGUUAACCACGUGGUUAUUGGUCAACUUCUCCCGAGGUAUUCCGAAAGACCGGAAACCUAUUAUAACAACAAGGUUUACAUUGUAAACAAAGAACUUAGUCAUUUACUAAAACAAAGAGAUAAUGCGACUUUCUGGCAUCAUAGGGGGUUGUGGAAGAACACCCCAGAUUUAUUAUUAAAAGAUAAAGUUCAUCUUAAUGAUGAAGCAAAAUGCCAAAGCAGAAAAGCAGAACAAGAAGAAAGGCUGCUCCACAAAACCUGGUAGAGGAUGUUCACGAUUUAGUGGAGGAACAAAGUCAGGAGUUACCACCAAUAUACAGGCCACCAGUGCGGAGACGCAAGGCCAGACAAACAGCUCCUGAAAAUCUGUCAGUUCAUGAAACAAAUACUAAACAGUCGUCUGUUCCAACCGCAAAUGACAUUGCUGAUGCUUUGUUCCUGAAGUUUCAAAGUUCUGGCGUUCAACUUGUCAAAGACAAUACAGCAGUUCCAAUUAAUGACUUAACUGGUAUAUUGUCGUCAUCAUCUAUACAACCAGAAAAUUCGUCAACUACUGACUCCCAGGGACCAAUGUUAGCUGUCUUUCAACCACCAGUUUCCUCAGAUCCUAAUAUCAACACUCCUUCUGAUGGUGAGCUGCUAAACUCAAAUGAAGAAAAUCCAUAUGCAUGUGAAAUGUUGAGACAUACUAUACCUUUAGAUUACCAUGUCAGCAAUAAGGUUAAAUCUGAUGUUUGGUGUGAUAAUUAUGUAAAUUUUGCCUAUUGUUACCUUCUAAUAUUGAUGAUACAUGUAAUGAAUCAACAUUAUUUGAAAAUUUAA
This is a messenger RNA of Mytilus californianus (California mussel), 1528 nucleotides long. RefSeq lists its product as uncharacterized. Lineage: Eukaryota; Metazoa; Mollusca; Bivalvia; Mytilida; Mytilidae. The transcript has 2 exons. The record is from RefSeq and is a predicted model, not a curated record. The coding region runs from base 917 to 1528 and encodes 203 amino acids.